Carassius gibelio (silver crucian carp) is the source of this 2714-nucleotide messenger RNA. Its product is annotated as lysophospholipase D GDPD1. Lineage: Eukaryota; Metazoa; Chordata; Actinopteri; Cypriniformes; Cyprinidae. Bases 357 to 1319 code for a protein of 320 amino acids. The transcript has 10 exons. Gene Ontology annotation, biological process: N-acylethanolamine metabolic process; glycerophospholipid catabolic process. Gene Ontology annotation, molecular function: phosphatidylcholine lysophospholipase A1 activity; phosphoric diester hydrolase activity. Gene Ontology annotation, cellular component: endoplasmic reticulum membrane. The record is from RefSeq and is a predicted model, not a curated record.
CGCAUGCGCGUUACAGCGACUGUAGUAUUAUUAUUAUUACUGACCCGAGCAAUAUGUAAACUGCGCAUAGGGGGUGGCCUGUCAAGAAACAUUGGACUGCAAGCCCAUAGGUGGGUUAACAGAGAAAUGCAUAGCGGUGCAAAUAAACAAGGAUCAAAUCUGACUGACACCAAAUGCUCUGCCCUAAAGCUUCACUCGGCUUUCUUCUGAUUACUAUUCCAGUGCAGCUGGCCAGCAGUGUUGGAUAAUACCGGCCUGUGCGUUGUCUUCUGCACAGACUGUCGCGUUUCACGUCACUUUUCAUCGAAUUGUACUUAUGCACGUGGCUUUAGAAGUCUGCCUUAAUUGUCCGACUGAUGAAAGUAAAUAUGAGCGCCGCGGUUUAUGUUAUAUCCACGGUUAGCGGAUACGUGCUCACCUCGGCGUUACUGCUCAAGUGUCCGUCUCUGCUGCAUCGGCGAAAGAAAGAAGCCUUCCGGAGCAGACACAUCUCACACCGCGGCGGAGCUGGUGAGAACUUGGAGAACACGAUGGCAGCCUUCAGGCAUGCUGUUCAACUGGGCACUGACAUGUUGGAGCUGGACUGUCAUUUAACCAAGGAUGAGCAGGUCGUGGUGUUGCACGAUUCCAACCUGAAGCGGUCGACUGGAAUUAAUGCAUGCAUUUCAGAUGUGGCUUAUGCUGAUCUUCCACCUUACCUUUGUAAGCUUAGGGUGUCUUUCAAACGAGAGUGCUACUGUGAAGGAGGAGAUGACAAACGCAUCCCUCUGCUAAGAGACGUGUUUGAAGCUUUCCCAAACACCCCUGUAAACAUCGACAUCAAGGUCAACAAUGACACGCUCAUCAAGAAGGUGUCCGAGCUGGUUGUCCGAUACAACAGGGAGCAUCUGACCGUCUGGGGAAACUCCAGAAACGAAAUCGUAAAGAAAUGUUACACAGAGAACCCACAAAUCCCAGUCUUUUUCAGUUUGCCCAGAGUGCUGCUGUUACUCGGUCUUUUCUACACAGGCCUCCUGCCCUUCGUCCCGCUUAAGGAACAAUUCCUGGAGAUUCCCAUGCCUUCAAUCAUUUCCAAACUCAAAGACCCUGAGCGUCAGACACAGAGUCAGCGUUUUAUAACAUGGCUGGCAGACACACUCCUCAUGAGAAAAGCAUUAUUCGAUCAUCUGACGAGCAGAGGAAUACAGGUGUACGUCUGGGUGUUGAACGACGAGGAGGACUUUAAACGUGCCUUUGACCUUGGGGCUACAGGGAUUAUGACAGACUACCCCACCAAACUAAAGGAGUUUAUAGAGAAAAACAACUACACUUUUAAAUAAGACUUGUCGGCCAAAGUAACCAAUCAAUAUGCUUUUCCACUGACCUUUGGCUUCUAAAUCUGUCUUUUAAUUACCCAACAUCCUUUGCUGUUUAUGUCUUUAAGUGUAGAGAGGCAGCUAUCAGUUCUGCAUUCAUCUGAAAUCAGCGUCAGAGCCAUUUUAAACCAAACAGGUUGACAUGAAAUACUUCUGAUGCUUUAAGUUCAUAGCAAUAGAUGUUAUCCAUAAAAAAAAAGUGUUCAUAAGAGGUUGAGGUUAUGAUGAGUUAUCAAUCAUAUUGGGAUGGUGUCAUGAUCAUCAUGACAUUUCUUUUAAGUUUCUCUACAGGCACUUUCAAUGUAUUGUUAGUACAAUUUGAGGAUGUAAAUUGCACCGUUACUUGCUGUGCUUCAGUUUCUGCAAUAACAAUGAACUCACUAAAGAGUUUUGUCUGUCUACAUUUUGAGACCGAAGCUACUGAAGUUUUCCAGACCACUAAAAAUAAAUUCUAGUUUCAGGGGUGUACUAUGGGAUUGCUGAUCAGAGGGCAUUAGAUAUUUUCAUGUUCGCUCUGUGGUUUGAUUUGAUGUGUAUAUUUUGUUUUUGUGAAUUUGUUUCUGUUGACAAUAAGAGAUUUUGUCAAUUUUGAGAUAAGUUGUGGCUGAAAAGACGCCCCACUAUUGCUUGAAGUGUUAAGUGUAGUUUAAUAUAUGACCAGUCAGAAGUUUAGACACACCAACUUAAUCUUCAGUGUUACUAGGUCAGCAUUACUAUGUAUAGGAUGGUAAUUAUGUACCAUUAAAAACAUUUAAGAGAAAGCUUACAUUUGAGCUGCUUUUGUUAUCAUUGAGUAACAAUGUUAAGUGUGUCCGAGCUUUUGAAUGGUUAUGUAUAUUAUACACUGAUGAAAUAAGUUGUGUUGGAGUAUAACAAGGGUCACAAUACAGGGUAUUUUAUAGUGUUCAUGUGACAUUUGAAUGUACUUUUGCUAGGACAGGAAAAGCUUUUACCUUUAAAAAUGCUGGUGGUUUUGCUGUAUUGAAAGGGAAAGGGUAAACUAAUAUCUUCCACACUCUUUUAAGGAAACACAGGAUGCAUUCAAAACUGACAUGACAGUAACUGACUUCUAAACAGAAAUGAAUCUGAAGUCUUUUAGAUAAUUAAGCCUUUGUGGAGUUCAAAUGUUUCCCUCUUUUGUGAAGUGUAUACAGAUACAGUAACUCUUAGCUUCGUGUUGUGUUUAAGUUUCUGGUUCAUAUUUUCUCCAGGCCACUUUUAUUGGUGGUGUAUAAAUUAAUAUGUAAAUUAUAGUACUGUAAUUCAAAGAUUGGUUAUUAUAGAGAAUUUUUGGUAUCAAAAGCACAGUUCUGUUAGGAUUUGUGAAUACACUGCCAUUAAAUAUAUUUUAUAAAUUAA